Musca vetustissima is the source of this 4965-nucleotide messenger RNA. Its product is annotated as tight junction protein ZO-2-like. Bases 1 to 4965 code for a protein of 1654 amino acids. Gene Ontology annotation, cellular component: plasma membrane; bicellular tight junction. The transcript is spliced from 7 exons. The record is from RefSeq and is a predicted model, not a curated record. Gene Ontology annotation, molecular function: cell adhesion molecule binding. Gene Ontology annotation, biological process: cell-cell junction organization; protein localization to cell-cell junction; cell-cell adhesion. Lineage: Eukaryota; Metazoa; Arthropoda; Insecta; Diptera; Muscidae.
AUGGCCUUAAUCGAUUAUCAGGCGCACAAUUUCACCUGCUACACGGUACCUGAAUGUUCGAACGAUGAUGAAAACGAGUGUCAGCAACAGGCUGCUGACAAUGAUGCAGGCGACGAGGAGGAGGAGGAUGAAGAAACCGAAUCGGAAGAACGUCGUCGACAACAUCGAAGCCCGCUUUAUGGUAGUCGUUAUUCUGUUGCCUCCACCGAAACUACAACCUCCUCCAUUGACAAUAAUAUACUCAGGAAACAUCAUCCGAAUCGUGUUAAUAAAUAUCAUCAUAAGAAACUUUUUAAUCCAUUUGUGGGUGGCGUCGGUGGGCAUCAAAGAACUUCAAUGCCGAUAUUAUUUAAUGGAGCCGCACCACAAUUCGGUUCAUUUCAUUAUAUGAAUAUGUUGGAAACAACGACGGAUCAGGUGCCGACUUCACCCCAAUUGGGUUAUUUUGUACCCUUUGCGGGUAACUGUUAUUUAAGUCCACCUGUGGGUCGGAAGAAAAUGAGUUCCAGAGACAAAGAAAAUGAACGCAAUCGUCGUGCCGUCAGCUAUGGCGGUGUUACAAAUGCCUCAUCGAUGACCACACUGCCGCGGGCCGCCCCACGCCGCAUGAAUCUAAUGAAGGAGCCUCCACCACCGCCACCACCCAAACCAAUUCUGCUGCAACAACAAACCUCGGUGCAAUCUGCAUCGACAGUAACCACGACCUCAACCCUGUCCAUACCUAGUAAAUAUCCACAAUCUGAAUAUAAUUUGAUACAGAAAAUCGAUUCAACCUCAACAUUGACUGCUCCGGCUCAAUAUCAGGCACAGAAUUACUAUGCCAAUACGGCGACAAUUAGCGGUGGUGGCGGAGGCAGUAGUAAUUAUUCCUCACUGCUGUGUCAUUCCAGUUCGACCACAAGCCCCUUGGCUGUGCGUAAGCGUGAGAAAUUAUUGCAUCGUUUCAGUGAUGCUGCCACGCUGGGACGCAAAUUGAAAAAGAAGAAGAACAUUAACCGCACUUGUCGUUCAAUGACUGAAGCCAUAGAGAUGCUAGCCGAUCCUGUCAUCGAAGAUGAAUUUUUUGGUGAUCGUACAACAUGGGAAUAUCACACAGUUUCGGUAACUCGUGUGCCGGGCUAUGGUUUUGGUAUUGCCGUUUCCGGUGGUCGUGAUAAUCCACAUUUUGCUAACGGUGAUCCUUCAAUUGCCGUAUCAGAUGUUUUGAAAGGCGGACCCGCUGAGGAUCGUUUACAAGUCAAUGAUCGCAUUAUUUCCGUCAAUGGUGUAUCACUUGAGAACGUUGAAUACGCCACAGCUGUACAAGUUUUACGUGACAGUGGCAAUACCGUAACAUUAGUGGUGAAACGUCGUGUACCACUAAAUACAGUAGUAGCAAAUCAACAGCAGCAACAACAAAUGCAGCACCAACAACAACACAACAUGAAUGGCUUAAAUUCUAUGCCACAGACGAAUGGUAUCAAUUCGAUGGUGGUGCCGCCCAAUCCUACCACAGCCAUGAGUCAACCAAAUUCAUUAAAUUCAUCUCUAAUUCAAGCCAAUGGUCCCGGCAUGGGCCAACCCAUUAAAGUGACCCUAACAAAAAAUAGUAAAAAAGAAGAUUUUGGUAUUGUCCUCGGCUGUCGUCUCUUCGUUAAAGAGAUCUCUUCAAAAGCUCGUGAUCAAUUGGCAGCCAAUGGUUAUUCCCUGCAAGAGGGUGAUAUUAUCACCCGCAUCCACAAUACCAAUUGUGCCGAUACGAUGAGUCUGAAAGAAGCCAAAAAGAUCAUUGAUGGCUGUAAGGAACGUUUAAAUUUGGUAGCUUUACGUGAUAUAACCAAUCAGCCACCGAUUACCGUCGUCAAUCAAUUGAAUAAUUCCAGUGCAGCAGCCGCAGCAGCUCAGGCCAACAUUUAUGGUACGCAUCAACCUCAGCUAUCGAAUUGUAGCAAUAAUUUAGAUGAUCCCUAUUUGAAUGGUGGUGCCACAUAUUCGUCUCAGAAUCUUUAUGUGCAACCACCCACAAGGACCUCGAAUAAUGGUCCCAUGAAUGGUGGCUUGAAUGAUGAGAAGAGUAAUUUAACGCCACGUGGUAGAUCAAGGGGUCCCAUAAUGGAGGGUGUUUCCCUACAGCAGCUGGAUAGACCUGUGACACCCACAAAUGGUGGUGGUCGUUCACGUAUUGAUGAACCACCUAGGCCACCACCACCAAGAGCUGGCGGCGGAGGAGGAGGUGCUGGCGCAUCAGGUGCUGUUAAUGGCGGAGAAGAUUUCUACAGCUCAAGACGCCAAUUGUAUGAAGAUGAUCCCUUGACCAGAUCUCGACAGUCAUCCGAGCCACGUUUUAUAUCAUUCCAAAAGGAGGGUAGUGUUGGAAUACGCCUUACCGGCGGCAAUGAGGCUGGCAUUUUUGUUACAGCCGUCCAGCCAGGCUCACCAGCUUCUCUGCAAGGUCUAACGCCCGGCGAUAAAAUCCUCAAAGUCAAUGAUAUGGAUAUGUUGGGUGUUACCCGUGAAGAAGCUGUACUCUUCCUACUCUCACUGCAGGAUCGUAUCGAUUUGAUUGUCCAAUACUGCAAGGAGGAAUACGACGAGGUGGUGAAUAAUCAGCGUGGUGAUUCGUUCCACAUUAAAACACAUUUCCAUUGCGAUAAUCCUUCUAAAGGUGAAAUGGCUUUUAAAGCUGGUGAUGUCUUCCGUGUAAUUGAUACGUUGCAUAAUGGUGUGGUCGGUUCGUGGCAAGUGUUGAAAAUUGGCCGAGGGCAUCAGGAAAUGCAACGUGGUGUUAUACCGAAUAAAUCGCGUGCCGAGGAAUUGGCAACGGCACAAUUUAAUGCGACCAAGAAGGAGAUGAAUGCCAGCGAAUCGAGGGGUAAUUUCUUCCGGCGAAGGAGAUCCACCCAUCGCCGUUCCAAGAGUUUGUCACGUGAAAACUGGGAUGAUGUUGUCUUCUCCGAUAGCAUUUCCAAAUUCCCAGCCUAUGAACGUGUUGUUCUACGCCACCCUGGUUUUGUACGACCCGUUGUCAUAUUCGGUCCCAUCGCCGAUUUGGCUCGUGAAAAGCUAGCUAAAGAUUAUCCCGAUAAAUUCUGUACCCCACUGCAGGAUGAUGAUAAGACAACAAAUUCAAAAUGUCGCAUUGUACGUCUAUCGAAUAUACGUGAUGUUAUGGAUCGAGGAAAACAUGCCCUACUCGAUAUAACACCCAAUGCUGUGGAUCGUCUCAACUAUGCCCAAUUCUAUCCGAUUGUUAUAUUCCAAAAGACCGAUAGUAAACAUGUUAUCAAACAGCUACGUCAAGGUAUGCCCAAAUCGGCACAUAAAAGUUCAAAGAAAUUAUUGGAACAAUGCCAGAAAUUGGAACGGGUGUGGUCACAUAUCUUUAGUACACACAUUGUUCUCAACGAUGAGGAAAGUUGGUAUCGUAAAUUACGUGAUGCCAUUGAUCUGCAACAGAGCGGUGCUGUCUGGAUGUCAGAAACUAAGAUACCCGAUCCUCAAAUCGAAAUGAUAUUCCCUCCCUAUAUAGCACAACCAUGUAAAUUACCCUGUUGUCGACCCAUGUCGUCAUCGGUGCCACGUUAUAGUAAUGCAUCUGGCCUAAGUGUUGCUAAUAAUAGUUCUGCUGCUAGUCCCGCUGUCGUCAAUAAUAAGUCGGCAUCAUCUGUUAAGCGACAUAAUUCAUUUACGCUAGCCACAACCACAAGACAUGACUUUAAUCGAAAUCGCCAUGCGCAACAGCAUUCAGACUAUCAUGACGAAGACGAUGACGAUGAUUGUAAUGACUUGAUACCACCUAGGCCUCCGGAUGCCUUGACAACUAUGAACAAUGAAUUACCUAAACAGCAGCGUAUUACAUCAUAUGAAAUGUUACCCGCACCACCCCAAAUUAUCAAACCAUCCUCCUCAAUGCCAAAUGGUUUACCAAAUUCAAAUUAUGCGUUUCAAGAUGAUCCGAUAAAUGGUAGCGAUGAGGGCCUCCUCACCGAAGGUGGUGGUGGUUUGGGUGACUCACAAUAUCGUGGUUCUCAAACGGAAAUUAUAAUGCCUCAACGACCAUAUCGCAGUCAUUCGCGUAGUACCUCAAAAUCGUAUAAUGUAUCCAAUUCAAAUUUAACCACCUCGACCACAUUGGCUUCAUCCACACUUUCGAAUCUCUCCAAUAAUUCGGCAAUGCAAAAUAGGUCAGGAGGUUAUGGUUUGAAUUCAUAUGGUAGUAAUAGUAAUAAUGGCGGCGGCGGUGGUCAUCAAGGUUUACGUUACACGAACACGAACAACAACAAUAAUAGUCGUCAACAAAAUCUAGAGCCACGUACCACCCCCUAUUACUAUCAUGAAUUAAUGCAAAAAUCGGCAGUUUUUGAUUCCGAUUUAAAUUUAUUAAAUGCCGACAACUCACCACCCAUCACAACAUCGACAACCGAGGCCAAUGAUUUUGAUGGUGGUGGUGGACAAAAUCAUUCAACAUCAAACAUUCGCGGUCAGUUGUCAAUGAUGGGUGGCGGUGGCGGCUCCUCCUCCAAUGAACAAAAUCUAGCCUCCCUUAAUGGUAGUCUGGAUAAUGUUCUCAAGGCAACUCGUAAAAAUUUAGAUGAUCUAAUACUAAGUAGUAAUUCAUUGUUCAAUAGUAAUUCGUCGUCGGCACAUCAUUCGUCAAAUGAUUUACUUAACAACAACACGAACGGGAAUAGCAGUAGUGCCAAUACCUUGGUUGAUGAUGAACAGCAUCAUCACCAGCAGCAUCAUAGUUUAGGCUAUAUACCACCUCAUACGAAUAGUGGCCAUUAUAAUAGCAAUGCCAUCUCGUCAUCGACUUCGUCAUUACAUUUGUCUGCGGCCACGGCAAAACGCAAUAGCAGCCACCAGCAUCAUUCUUUACAUGCCAGUAAUUCAAACAUUUACAAUAGCAACAAAAGCAACAACAACCACAACAACAAUAAUAAUAGUCAUCAUCCUAAUUAUCCGAAUGAAAAAUAUGUUGCAUGA